AUGGGAAUAGAACCUCGCAAAGCAGUUAGCUAUUUCGUUAGCGUUUCUCAGAAAUUUGAAAGUGCGUUGGCUAUCCCUUUGACAGAGAUGAACUUGUCGAAGGAAGUUCGUUUAGCUUGUAAGAUUGAUGAACUUGUCGAAGGAAGUCCGUUUAGCUUUCUGAUCAGCAGUGUUGCGAAGGGCGUUCCGCACCAGUCUGAUCAGCAGUGUUGCGAAGGGCGUCCCUCUUACACUGAUCAGCAGUGUUGCGAAGGGCGUCCCGCUUUCUUUUAG
Rodentolepis nana is the source of this 273-nucleotide messenger RNA. Lineage: Eukaryota; Metazoa; Platyhelminthes; Cestoda; Cyclophyllidea; Hymenolepididae. The record is from the annotation of a GenBank genome assembly.